CACUUUGUCGUGCGUCUGCGCAGUGAGCGUGGUUCGCGUAGGGUUGGGUGCACAACACUGUGCAGUAACUACCAGAGAAGGAAGCGGAGUUUCCGGCUAUUUGCAGCAGAGGGAGAGGAUUGCUGACACCGCCGGCUCGGGGGCUAGCAAUUGGGCACACUCAUUCAUAUCGGGGGUAGGGUUGGUGAAUUACAAGCCAAGGGUACAGACAGCAAGUCGAGAGGAAGACCAAAGUAACAGCAAAAGGCGGGGUGACCCACCAACUACCGGCAUGGCCAGGGACUACGAUUACCUCUUCAAGCUGCUCAUCAUCGGUGACAGUGGAGUGGGGAAGAGCAGUCUCCUCCUGCGGUUUGCAGACAACACAUUUUCAGGUAGCUACAUCACCACGAUUGGAGUAGACUUCAAGAUCCGGACAGUGGAGAUCAAUGGGGAGAAGGUGAAGCUGCAGAUCUGGGAUACGGCAGGACAGGAGCGCUUCCGCACCAUCACCUCCACAUACUACAGAGGAACACAUGGGGUCAUAGUGGUAUAUGAUGUCACAAGUGCCGAAUCCUUUGUCAAUGUGAAACGAUGGCUACAUGAAAUCAACCAGAACUGUGAUGACGUGUGUCGAAUAUUAGUGGGAAACAAGAACGACGAUCCCAACUCAAAGGUGGUGGAGACGACUGACGCACAGAAGUUUGCAGAGCAGAUGAGCAUCAACCUCUUUGAGACGAGUGCAAAAGAGAACAUCAAUGUGGAAGAGAUGUUUAACUGCAUCACAGAGCUAGUGCUGAGAGCCAAGAAGGAGGUGCAGGCCAAGCAGCAGCAGCAGCAACAGAAUGACGUGGUCAAACUCACCAAGAACAGUAAACGAAAGAAAAAGUGCUGCUAGCGAACUCGAACCCACUCACAAAGUCCAGCAGCGUCUGCUCCAGAGAACACACACGGGAUGGAACUCCAAGCAUCUAAAUUAAGACCAGAUAGAUUUAAUAAAUAUACAAUGGGAAAAAAGUCCCCUUUGGACAAAAAUCAUGAAGAAAAAAAAUACAUGUACAGAUUUUAUUAGAAGUCAGAAGUUUUAUUUGGAAUUCAGCAGAUGAGCACUAUUUAACAGUGAUCCUCCUUGAAGGAUCUGCAAGCAGACAAGUGAUGGCCAUAAUGCUCAGAUUUCUAUAUGCAUAUAUUCUUACAUCGGUAUCUAUUUUGUCCUUCUCAUUCCACUUCACACGGGACACUGAGUCAAGUGAAACUGUGCACCCGAAGUGGAGGACUCACUUUUUUUUGUGAUUUUCUUUGUUUUUUGGGGGUGAGGGGUGGGGUCUGUUGUUGGAAUGGGGGACUAAGUAAAACAUCUUUACUUGGGAAGGGGUUCACAACCUUCGUACAUUUUUUAUUUGGACUUUUCAGACACCUGUAUGGCUCAUCCCAACCCAUUAUGAACUUCUGGUUUGUUUUUGGACUUGAUGGGAAAAUAUCAUGAGGAUGAUGAUUGAUAGGCAACCUUUAGCAACUAAUCCAAUGGACAGAACUGGUGACUUCUAUCUUAUCUUUGGUUCUCUUUUUUUGCCAAGCUUUUUCUCCUCUUCCCCUUAAUCUCUAGCCAACGACCGGUUUCUAGAGAGAUUUUCAGAGCAGUGAACCACUCCCAUGACCCUGGCUGGGACGCAAUGCUCUGCCAUCACCACUCACUGCAGUCUUAUUGUGCGCUAAGUUUGUUUUUAAAAGAAGAAAAAAAUCUUCCACUUUUUUAAAACAAUGAUACUGCCAAUAUGUUGUGAAUGAAAUAGUUAGAAACUCUGUGUCUCCCCUUAUUGGACUGUUGCCAUAGAGACCCACUGGGUGUAGUAAUUUGGGGUUAGGGUCUGUAGGGGCCCAGGUAGCCCUCAGGGAGAGAGCCCAGGAACCACUCUCUAACCACACUCCAGCCUCUGGCCUCUACUCCCAUGCUCCAAACACCUCAUAUCAGCACCUCUCACAGCUAUGGAUUCAACCCCCUUAGCUUCCACCACUGGUGGUGCAUUUUAAUUAUAACAUCUAUCAGUGCAGGGUGCAUUUGGUUUGUACCAGGAGGAUGGUGUUGACAAGAAAUGGGAGGUUUAUUGUAGUCGGUGCAGUGAUCCUGAUCCAUAGCUGACUGGUUAGCCUUGUGUGUAUGUGUGUGUUCAGCACUUAACACUGUUUGAAGGGGUAUGUAUAAGGUAUCUGACAUGCAUUUUAGUAUUCAUAAGCUAUCAAGGAGCUUGCAAAAUGUUCUGAACUAUUAACACGUGUAUGCCUGGUGGUUUCGUCAUGCUUCUAUCUAGGACUUGUGACUAUCUGGUUAUCUGUUUAACCGAAGUCUUAAUAUCCAGUGUUCUGCUUGACUGUGAGUGAGUGGCAGGCUGGCAGUGAGAGACUGUUUCCUUCCUGAGGGUCUGCUAUGGGGGAGCAUUAGUGAUGGAGCAAUGAGAACCUUGACCGUAGCACUUUCCUACACACACUGGGCCCUGCAUACCUCUCCCUCUGCUUGAGGGUAACUGGUGUAGGCUGAGGUGGCCAUGAUGUGGGUUUGGGAAAUCUCUAUGUGACCCUAACCAGACAACCAUUGAGGUGGGGAACAUGACAGUGCCACAACCUGAGCUCUGGGUGAUGCAAGCCAAGCAGUGGAGAAAUGGGAUCAAAUUCCAGACUGUAUGAUUUCUAUUCAUUAUGUGUAUAUAAAUAUAGUUGUGUGUUUUAUAUUCAAUAUACAGAACAUACACACAUUCGCACACACAAUUGUGCAUGUAUUGACAUGCCUUGUGUGCUAUGGUUGAAACACACUUAUCAGCUGUGGUUUGCUGUACACUGGAGAAAGAGAUGUACUAUUCAGUUCCCUUCAUGAAUUUAAUCAAUAAACGUUUUAAAAUAAUAAAUAUUUGACACAAUGA
This is a messenger RNA of Oncorhynchus mykiss (rainbow trout), 2894 nucleotides long. RefSeq names its product ras-related protein Rab-35. Lineage: Eukaryota; Metazoa; Chordata; Actinopteri; Salmoniformes; Salmonidae. The record is from RefSeq and is a predicted model, not a curated record. Gene Ontology annotation, molecular function: GTPase activity; GTP binding.